AUGAAACGCAGGUCGACAACCAAUCCAGGACCAAGUCCCUCGAAAAAGCAACCCCGACAAGACCCCGUAUCCUGCGAGUCAUGUCGAAAGAAGAAACUAAAAUGCGACCGCAAUAUCCCAUGCAGCAGCUGUACCACGCGCAAAUUACCCUGCAACUACCGAAUUCAUGGCACGGAGUCGGCCAGCCCUGCCGUGAAACAGGGGAGCCGAACAGAAGAGCAGCCCUCGUUAGACAACAGAACUGUACCACAAACCCAACUCACGACUCCCAACAUCGAGCCUCGGAACAGCAAUCGAGAUGACCCUCUCACGACGGCAGACUGGCUCGAGAAUAUUGUCAUGGGUCAUCGCGUUCCAAGUGCUGUUCCCGCCCCUCUGAGAGACGAACUGUCACAACACUCACGAGUAGCCGUGUCUCAGCAGAUCCCCAUUUCCGGAAGCUUGCUGUCUCUCAUUCGUGGUGGCCGGUUUGCGUCUCAUGAGAAUGCGGCGACGAUUCAUCUCACGUCUUUCCUACCGGCAAAGGCCGAGGCAAUGAGUCUUUUACAAUAUUACUGUAAUCAUCUCGACUACCAGUACCAUAUCAUAAUCCCGAGUCGCACAAAACGGGACAUCAACGCCCUAUACGACAGACGUGCAUCCGAUGAUAUAAACUUGCAGCACCUUGCUCUUUUGUUCGCGAUUGUCGCCACCGCGUUGUUCUAUAAGCUCUCAUCGACUGAGUCGGCCGAGUUUGCAGAUAUCUGCAGUCGAGAGACGGCUUUCUUAGCAGGUGCCGCCUUGGUCCAGAGCAAUUAUGUUGCUGAUCCUAGUAUCGAGGGGCUACAGGCGACUAUGAUCAUUGGCCACCAUUUGUCGAUCGCGACUCUCAAUCCGGCUGUCAGCUCACUGUUUCUUCACAGCUCUCUUAUCAGCCAGGCUAGGGGCCUUGGGCUUCAUGCUGUGGAUUCUUCGAGGCCGGAUCGGAAUUUGAACGGGUGUGAUAGGACAGCGGUUGAGCUUAGGCGGAGACUGUGGUGGGAUCUAGCUUCUUACGACUGGUAUGUCAGUUCGGUACAUAUUUCAGAUUCUCUUCGCUUACGUCUGCUCAGGUUACUUGGCUUUCUCAGCGGACCACAGGAGUGGACAUACACGAUUAGCCCCCAUCAAAUGAUCGUGCGAAGACCAUGGAACGUCGAGGACGAAGAUAUCGAGAGCAGUGAUACAGAAAUGCCGCUUUCAAAACCGACCUGCAUGUCCUACACACUCCACCGACUGCGAUUAGCCGAAGUAUGCCGCGAAAUCGUCGACAGCACCGCGGCCGAACACCUUCAAGGCCUCGAAAUACCAUAUGAAAAGAUCUUGUCACUAGACCGCAAACUUCACGACGCAUACUCCGAAAUCCCAGCAUUUUUCCGCUUCGACCAAUCAUCUCAACGUGAAUUCGCAGCUCUCUAUCGCGAGCGACCGACAAUCGCCUGGCAACGCGCUUUCAUUCAACAAGGAUACCACUCGCGUCUUUGCCGCUUACAUCGACAGUAUUUCAUCCUUGGGGCUAAAGACCCUCGAUACUCGUAUUCGCACGUCAUCUCUCUCCAAUCCGCGCGAAAAGUGCUAGAAGUGAAGCGGAUCAUGGAUGAGAAAGAGCCGCUCUUUGAGCCGCAUAGCUCCUUGUUCUGGGCGGUUAUGCACCAUGUGUUCAUGGCCGCCGUUAUCUUGCUUAUCGACGUGUGUUUCAACUGGGAUGACAUUCUUGCUGAGAAGCGGAAGGAGGAAGUUCUUGAAGCCUGUCGUAUGCUUAGUCGUGCUCAGCAGUCGACUUAUAUUGCGAGGGAGGGGAUUAAUGCUAUGAUGGGGAUCCUGCGCAAGCAUUGGAAGCAGGAGAGGAGACCGCAUGAGUCGCAGGCUGAUCCACUGGCUUCCGAAGAUCAUACACGCCCUGCAGUACAAAAUAACAACCUUCAGAAAGACAUGCAGUUGAAAAACCAAGCCCACAACUUCCCUUCAACAUACCCUGCGGUACCCGAGGUCGGCCAAACCCCUCUGGAAGAUUUAUGGUCUGAGAUGCUGGACAGCAGCGGCCAUAUUGAACUGGAUACUCCCGACUGGAUGGACCUGCUCACCGAAUUGACCAAUGCCACUGCGCCGUGCGAAUGA
Messenger RNA from Penicillium cinerascens, 2136 nucleotides. RefSeq names its product Zn(II)2Cys6 transcription factor. Gene Ontology annotation, biological process: regulation of DNA-templated transcription. The transcript has a single exon. The record is from RefSeq and is a predicted model, not a curated record. Lineage: Eukaryota; Fungi; Ascomycota; Eurotiomycetes; Eurotiales; Aspergillaceae. Bases 1 to 2136 code for a protein of 711 amino acids. Gene Ontology annotation, molecular function: DNA-binding transcription factor activity, RNA polymerase II-specific; zinc ion binding.